Messenger RNA from Trichophyton rubrum CBS 118892, 2016 nucleotides. RefSeq lists its product as uncharacterized. The transcript has a single exon. The record is from RefSeq and is a predicted model, not a curated record. NCBI's taxonomy places the organism in Eukaryota, Fungi, Ascomycota, Eurotiomycetes, Onygenales, Arthrodermataceae. The coding region runs from base 1 to 2016 and encodes 671 amino acids.
AUGGGCUUCACGGUAUUUGUAAUGGCUGCAUUUCACAGAAUACCAUGUGUUAUCUUACCUGAUCGGCCUGUGUCCAACGAGUUUUUAUCUUCGGUGAUUGAUUCCCUCAAGCCAACCGCUGCACUAGUUGCCCCCUGCAUUCUCGAGGAUAUGUCUACGUCUCCUAAAGCUAUGGAAGCACUUUCAACUCUAAGGCACGUAUACUAUGGGGGUGGUCCGCUUGCAUCCGAAAUUGGGAAUAAGAUCUGCCAGCGAACCAAACUAAUCAACUUUAUUGGGAUGACCGAAGCCGGAUUUGUUUUGUCUUUGGUUCCCCAGGAAAAGGAGGACUGGUCUUACUUUGAGUGGAGCCCAUCAUUCGGGAUUAAAAUGGAACCAAUGGAUGAUGGUAGGUCUGAAAUGGUCAUACUCAGAAAUGAGAAGCCGGACCUCCAGCCCAUUUUUAAUACUUUCCCUGAACUAGAUGAAUAUCACACAAAGGAUGUUUACACUCCACAUCCAACAAAACCGAGGCUCUGGAAAUUUCAGGGUCGAAUUGAUGAUGUGAUCGUACUUAGCAACGGCCAGAAAUUCAACCCUGUUACCAUGGAGAAAAUUAUCGAGGGCCAUCCGCUAGUUUCACGCGCUGUUGUGAUUGGAUUAGCAAGGUUCCAAACAGCGUUAUUAGUGGAACCUAACUGGAAUCUUUGGGAUGAAAGCGGCUCCAAAAACCAAUUUGUUGAUGAAAUCUGGCCUACGGUACGAGAAGCAAACAACAUUAGUCCAGCUUAUGGACGGGUUAUGAAGAACAGGAUUGGCCUAGCAUCUCACAGCAAACCUUUCAGCACCACGCCAAAGGGAAGUACGCAGAGGCGCCUUGUAAACGAUAACUACAAGGAAGAAAUUGAUAAGCUGUACACGAAUCCGGCAGAUCAAGCGUUUGACUAUGCGUUCCAUAAGUCGGCUGAUCUAGGCAGUGUCAUGGAAUCAGUGCGGGAGAUUAUAUGCGACUCUAUUGGCCUACCCACAAUUGCGGAUGAGACAGAUCUUUACAGCGUGGGAUUUGAUUCCUUGCAAACCUUUCAGCUGAGUAUCGUUCUCAAUAGAACAGGGUUCACUACCUUAACGCCUCAGAUGAUAUAUGAACAUCCCACUGUUGGAAAGCUGUCCAACUUUUUAUUUGCGCUCCUAAAUGGCGUCGAAAGCAAUGGCAUUUGUCGCUCAGAAAAUGUCAACUUGCUUCUUAGCAAGUAUACAGCUGGUCUCCCAGACCUCGAAGCCACCAAGACCCAUUCCGUGAUAUUGACUGGAUCCACAGGCUCUCUUGGUACUUAUCUGCUUCAUCGUCUUCUCAGCGAUAACAGUGUCGCCAAAGUAUACUGUCUGAACAGAUCAAACGUGGAGGAACGGCAAACUAAGAGCUUUGACCACAAGGGACUCAAAACUGAACUCCUGGAAAAGGCCGAAUUUCUUACUGCUUCACUAAGCAAAGAGCGACUUGGUCUGGAAAAGGAGAAAUACGACGAACUCAUCUACACGGUAGAUACGGUUAUCCACAAUUCCUGGAGAAUGGACUUCAAUAUUUCCCUGCAUUCGUUUGAGGAUCAAAUACAAAGUGUUCGCCGGCUCAUUGACUUCAGCUUGCAGAGCGUACGCCGCGCUCAUUUCUAUUUCAACUCCUCAAUUGGAGCAAUUGGAGGUUGGACACUUGCUGAUGGGCCGUCGGUACCCGAGGAAUUGUUUGACAAUUGCGAAGUAACGCUGAAUCAAGGAUAUGGACAAGCUAAGCAUGUCUGUGAACGUAUCUGUCACGCAGCAUCUCGAGCUGGUGUUCCAACAACUAUUCUUCGUCUAGGCCAGAUUGCAGGCCCAACCACUGAGGAAGGUGCCUGGAAUUCAACAGAAUGGCUACCAUCCAUUGUUUUAACGUCGAAAUCUAUCGCAAAGAUCCCCAAAACUUUGGGAUCAAUGCCUGUAGAUUGGAUCCCCGUGGUAUGUAUCGUUAUCUUUCCAGCUACCUACUUCAUGAAAAAUUAG